Messenger RNA from Rhodotorula graminis WP1, 1970 nucleotides. RefSeq lists its product as uncharacterized. The transcript has 17 exons. Lineage: Eukaryota; Fungi; Basidiomycota; Microbotryomycetes; Sporidiobolales; Sporidiobolaceae. Gene Ontology annotation, biological process: transmembrane transport; amino acid transport. The coding region runs from base 1 to 1659 and encodes 552 amino acids. The record is from RefSeq and is a predicted model, not a curated record. Gene Ontology annotation, cellular component: membrane. Gene Ontology annotation, molecular function: transmembrane transporter activity.
AUGCGGUCCAGCUCGCCCUCGUCGUCGGACGACGACAAGGCGCCCUCCGCCACCGGCCACUCGUCGCCGCCGCGCUUCACCGACGAUGCCGCCAGCCAGGCCGCGAGCGACGAGGCCAUCCUCGCCCGCCUCGGCUACAAGCAGGAGUUCAAGCGCGAGUUCACCAACCUCAGUACCAUCUCGUUCGCGUUCUCGAUCAUGGGUGUCGCCUCGUCUGUCGUGACCACGUUCAACACGCCGUUCGGCCUCGGCGGCCCGGCGAGCGUCGUCUGGUGCUGGUUCAUUGGAACCAUCAUGUGCUUCUGCCUCGGUACCUCGAUUGCCGAGCUCGUCUCUGCUUACCCGACCAACGGCGGCCUGUACUCGGCGUCCGUGUUCCUCGUGCCCAAGCGGCAUCGCGCCCUCAUGGGCUGGACCGUCGGCUGGCUCAACCUCCUCGGCCAGGUCGCCGGUGUCGCCUCGACCGAGUUUGGCCUCGCCCAGAUGAUCUUUGCCGCCGUCUCGCUCUCGCGCGGUGGCGCGUUCGUCCCCAAGCCGUGGCAGAUUUACCUCCUCUUCAUCGGCCUCCUCCUCAUCCACGGCACGCUCAACUCGGUCGGCACCAAGGUCCUGUCGAGCAUGACCAAGACGUUCGUCUUCUUCAACCUCGGGACCGUCCUCGCCGUCAUCAUCUCGCUCCUCGCGUGCACCGACAACAAGAACUCGGCGAGCUACGUCUUUACGCACAACAUCAACGGCUCGGGCUGGAGCUCGGACGGCCUGUCGUUCCUCCUCGGCCUCCUGUCCGUCACCUGGACCAUGACCGACUACGACGCGACGGCUCACAUCUCGGAGGAGGUCAAGCGCGCGUCGUUCGCCGCGCCGGCCGCCAUCUGGAUCGCCGUCAUUGGGACCGGGAUCGCCGGGUUCGUGUACAACAUCGUCUUUGUCCUGUGCUCGGGCGACAUGGCCGACACGGCCGACUUUGGCGUGUCGGGCUACGCGCCGGCCCAGAUCCUGUGGCAGAAUGUGCCGCGCCCGCUCUUCUACGUCCUGUGGGCCUUCAUCUGUUUUGUCGCGUUCCAGGUCGUCGCCACGGCGACGCACGCCAACGCGCGCUCGUUCCACGCCUUCUCGCGUGACCGCGGCAUGCCCGACCGCGGCUUCUUCUCGCGCCUCGCGCCCAACAAGAUCCCGAUCAACGCCGUCUGGCUCGUCCUCUUCAUCUCGGCGCUCAUGGGCCUCCUCGUGUUCGCGUCGACGAUCGCCGUCAACGCCAUCUUUGCGCUCGCCGCCAUGGGCAUGGACUCGUCGUACCUGUUCUCGAUCGUUGCGUGCAUGAUCUGGCGCAACCACCCCGAGGUCAUGUUCAAGCCCGGUCCUUUCCACCUCGGUUGGGGCAUCGUCGGCUGGAGCGUGCGCAUCAUUGCCGUCUUCUGGACGAGCUUCAUCGUCGUGCUCCUCGCGCUGCCGCAGAUCAUGCCCGUCGUGAGCGACAACAUGAACUAUGCGAGCGCCGUCACGGGCGGCGUCGUGCUCCUGUCGACCGGCUGGUUCUUCAUCGGCGGCCGCAAGCACUACAAGGGCCCGAGGAACGUCCUCGCCGAGGAGAAGACGCAGAAGAUGGCGCCGACGGGCGACGACCUUGACGAGAUCAAGGCGCCCAACGGCCCCAACUGAGCCCUCUUUAUCACAAAAACGACUCGUCUAGCAGUCACCCCCACACAUACUAUCCUCAUCGUCUUGUCUCCCCUUCUGCAUCACCGGCCUCGUCGUCGUCGUCGUCUCCGUUCCCUCGUCCCUCUCGCGGCCCUCAGUAUCAUCGCGCCUCCUGUCUCGCCCUCCCUCAUUCAGUGUGCCACUUCAACUUGUGCAGGUCGUCUCUCUCUCAUCCCGCGCUCUCGUAGAUAUCCCCCGCCCCUGCUCGCCUGCGGCUCGUUCCCCGGGUCGCGGCCGGAGCCCGUCUGUGCAAGUCAACCUUGCGGUCACCU